CAAAUAUUUACUAUGGCCAUUUGUUUAACAAAUUAUGAAAAGCAAUUUUGACAGAUAUUUAAAUAUGUAUUUACUAAAUAUCACAAAUAUAUAUUGAGAAUGUGUAUUAUAACGUCACCUCUUCGAUUAAUUUAAUGUCAAAUUCGAUAACAAGUUUUUUUCCUAGUUCUAGUAGGCGAUGAAAAACUCAUUAAAUAAACAUUUCGUUUCAAGAUUCAAUACAAUCCGUAGUAAAAUUAUUUAAGAACAGCCCAACAAAGCAAAGGCAAAACAUAAAUUUUUCUAUUUUUUUUAUCUGUAAUAUUUUCGAAUUGAAAUAUGAAGCGCCGACAAUUAUGUGUUGGUGAUGUUGAUGAACCGAUUGCUAAACGCACUCGUCUCCAGUUAAGUAAGCAGCCGCUGAUGGUGCGUUUGGGGAUUUUGCCAUCCGGACCGCUGCAUAUGCUCUUUGUCAAAUUGGAUGCGACGACACGACUAUCGCUGGCCAAUGCCUCGAUCAAACUGAAGACGGAAUAUGAUGACUUUAUGUUGCAGGAAUACAAGUGUUUUAUCCAUCAUCAGCGAAGCAUUGUCAACUCCGACGUCCCGCUGCCGCCUAUAAUUUCAGAGGUUUUGGACGAUGCGGUUGGUUUAUAUCUGUCGGAUGGUUAUAUACCAAGUUUUGUUAGUGUCUUGCCGCAACUAUUUGAUAACAGGCAUGAGGUUGCGACUGUUUCGAAAAUGCAAAAUUUUCUGUAUGACUUCUACAAAAAGCUGGAGGAGGAUUUCACUCCAAGACGACCUUUUCAAAAUGCCGCCGAAAAUUUGCAGCUGCAGCAACUGCGUUUGAACAAUUUGAUAACGCUCUUGACACUGUUGCGUAAAUUUCGCGGGUUUCGGGGGAUCAAAGGGGAAAAGAAUCUGAUGCAUUGGCAGCUGGGCAUUCAAGUCGGGGGUAUUUAUUUUUCUGAGAGGAUAAAGACGAUAGACAACGAUGCGGAUAAACUUAUUGAUCUAACAAGCCAUCUCGCUGAGCUGUUGGUGUGCGACAUGUGCGGCACAUCAUACAACAAUUUAUUUAGGUCCGUUCCUGAGCGUUAUGAUAUUGGUGUUCACCAAAACAAUCCUCACACAUGCCUCGAACUCAAAUUCAGCAUACUGGGGACCGAAAGACUAUACGAUCUGAUUGAUAACGUCAUAGCCGGUCAGUUUGAGAUAUCGGAGGUGAAGGACUGGACAACGAUGGCAUUCAGCAUCCGAUUGAAUAUUAAGAGCAGACGAGAUCGGAAAGCUAUAGCAAAAUAUUGGCAGAUUUGCAUAUUGCCGCUUAAUCCAAAAUUGAAAUAGACGUUUUCAACGAA
Molecule: messenger RNA, 1340 nt
Organism: Drosophila albomicans
Lineage: Eukaryota; Metazoa; Arthropoda; Insecta; Diptera; Drosophilidae
Exons: 3
Coding region: 319-1326 (335 amino acids)
Source: RefSeq, a predicted model, not a curated record